UUGUGAUAAUAUGUUACAAUUGAGGACUACAAAAUUGUUUUGAUAUGAAUUAUGCAAUUAUACUGCGAUUAAGUGCGUGAUUUCGAUCGCAUUGUUUAUCAAAUAAUGUCAAACGAAACAGAUCUGUUUAUAUCGGUUCCUCGGUCGUGUUUAAACGAUUUUUACAGCAAAUAUCUCAAUUUAGUCGAAACUUUUUACUAUGUUACGCUCUCUGAAAACAAAUCAGGAAAUACGAAUGUGAAACCGGAUUUUGUGAGUUUUAAAGUGAUAUUUAAUUUAAACCCCGUGGAUAGUAACUUCAAGCCACGAGAACUGGUGGACAGGAUACAGAAAUAUGUGGAGUCAUCACUGGGAUGGGCAGGGGAACGCGGAGAGGACUCGAGCUACGAUUCCGAGUGCGAUGACGAUGGAGGUCACCGAACAGCCUCACGCACACCCUCCGACACUCUCGCGGAAGAGUUCGCGGAGUACGUCACGCUUGCACCGCCACCACCUAAUCAGGCUAAAAUCGAAUUUGCGGUGAAGCUGGGUUAUUCCGAACGCCUCGCGCGGACGGCGUUACAACGGCUGGGACCGGAUCCUCCGCGUAAUGAGUUACUGGCGGAACUCAUUAAACUCGCUGCGAAGAGGCCGCCUCGCGCGCCUUCACCACCGCCCGCCGUCGAGCCCGAUCCGCCGCUCGAGCGCGCAUCUUUACGACACAUUGUAAUCGACGGAAGCAACGUUGCUAUGAGCCAUGGCAACAAGGAGGUGUUCUCGUGUCGAGGUAUCGAGAUAUGCGUCGACUGGUUUCGGGCUCGAGGUCACAAAGACAUCACAGUGUUUGUGCCGAAGUGGCGGAAGGAAGCGUCGCGGCCUGACAACCCCGUGGCGGACCGUGACGCUCUCGACCGGCUCGAACGUAACCGUGUCCUCGUCUACACGCCCAGCCGUCUCCUCGGCGGUAAACGCCUAAUCUGCUAUGACGACAGAUACAUCCUAAAACUUGCGGCUGAAACGGACGGAAUCGUUGUCUCAAACGAUAACUAUAGGGACCUCGCGGCCGAAAGUCCCGAAUUCCGAAAAGUGGUCGAAGAGAGGCUUUUAAUGUUCUCCUUUGUCAAUGAUAGAUUUAUGCCUCCCGACGAUCCUCUAGGCCGAUCUGGUCCGACGCUGGACGCUUUCCUAAGGGCUCCACCAUCCCGAACUGACCCGCCUCCCGCGUGUCCCUACGGACGAAAGUGCACCUACGGAAAUAAAUGUAAAUUCCAUCACCCGGAACGUGCAGGAAGACCUCACAAAUCUGUAGCCGAAAAAUUAUCCGAGCGCGCCGCUCGUAAAGCGCGUGAUUUGCACACGUUAAGUCUUCCACCCAGUGGUCGUCCCUCAGAUAGUAAGAGGCCCUUAGCUCGAGCUCAUUCCGCAACACCGAGACUUGCCGAUGCGUCGUUAGUGUCGCACUUCGAUAGAGCGCAAGUACCGGGCCCCUCACAACCUCCAGACCUGAAUCCUCAUCGAAAACUCGCACGACAGCUAACUUUAAACCCAGUGUGUGAUCCUAGACUACAUGCAGCGGCCACACGUGUGUCUUCAGCUCCGGUAGGUGCGGCCGCAGCAUUAGGUCCGCCAUUGACAGGUGUAUCUUUAUCCCCUUGUGCUUCAGAAGGCGCCCUACAGCAUUGGGAGGCAAGGCGACGAAUGCACUUCCAUUUAGCGGGGAUAUUCCCCGAAGCACAAGUUGCGGAAGCAAUGUCGACCUAUCCAGAAGAAACCGACCCGCAAAAAAUGUGUGCAAUUAUUUUAGACCGAUACAGACCCAGCGAGGCUACGUUACCUCGUCCGACGCAUUGACACUCUUUACACGACAUUUCAAGCUCAAGUUUGAGCGAUGUUGCUUGUAAAUAAAUGAAUUUCUAACCUUUAAAAGAAGGACCAGGACUUAUUCUCGAUUUUUUUUUUGAAAUUGAGUUUAUAAAUCCUUAAAGAAAAGCGGGCAAACGGUGAUAGUAAUCGUUAUUAUUGCCAGCUUUUUAUUUCAAGUAUAAUUGUUAUGAAAUUAACUGACAUUAAAAAGAGAUAAAAAUAGCAAUCCUAUAAUUCAAGACUAGUAAAAGUGUAAGUUUAAUAAAAAUAAACCCUUUAGACUUCCAAAUAUGAAGUUUUACCCUACGGACGACGACAUUUUAUAUGCAUAUUUUACAAUAAGUUAAAACUUACGACGUAAGGAGAAAAUGCGCAAGUUACACUAUAAGCUAUGCUUUGUUUUAUUAAAGGAAAAAUAACAUAUUAAGGCAUUUAACUUUGUACAUUCUCGUUUGCUUGGACAAACGCUUCUGCGAAGCGCAAGUCCCUAUUUAAUUAUUGUUUAAGUUAGAUUUAAGCAUGUACAAAUGAACGUUUUAAACUAUGUACUGAAGUUAUACCAUUCGUAACAUUUAACUGACUAUUAACUAUUCAAUUUAUUUCUUUAAUUAUAUAUUUAAGAAGUCAAACUUUCGUUAACAUGUAAAAAAAAAAUCGUAAACUGAUGAUCUAAAUCUAAAAUACAAAAAUUUUAUGUUCUAAAUUAGAGCUAAGCAAUGAAAAAGCAUUCGGUCCUUAUAAUAGACCGAAUGCGAUAUGGCACUAAUAAUAAUAAAAAUAUUAUAGUGUAAAAAUAUAGGUAGUUGCUUUUGUGUAUUGCAAUAACGUUUAUUUUGUGAUGGUAAAAAUGUAUUUGGUACUGUGUACCAAGUAAGAAGUUAAAUAUCUGAUAGUUUAUUAAUGAUAUAGCUUUUUUAUUUAGAGUUUAAGUAAACGAUAUUGUUAUAUUUUAAAUUGAAUACAGAAGAUGGAACAACGAAUUUUUUUCCAUAUCUCUGUUAUUGGCGACCAUUUUGAAAUGAAGUCUAUCGUACUAACAGAAUGAGAUGUUGAUUUCAUUUGGUGUGAGCUUCAUUGUUAGUACAUUGAAGGUGCUUAUAAGGCCAAACGUGAAACAAUAUGUAUUAUUAUAUAUUAUUAUAGUCAUAUUUACACUAUAUGUUGUUUGAUUUUUAUUAAAUUGAACUGUUAAAAAACCUUAAAUGCAAUGCAUCAAAUGUAAGAUAAAUUUUAUCUACUUGCCUGUUAUACUUCAUAUAACAUGAUUUUUACAUUUAUAUGAAGUAUAGCAAUGUAUCUUAUUGUUAGUUAUUAUUUUAUAAUCAAAUUUUGCCAGUUAAUAUAUAAAGUAUUAUCUAUCUGACAAAGUUUGAUUAUUCAUACUUGUAAUUGAUAUUAUGGUUAAAUUAGGUUAGCAAAUAAACAAUACUAACAAACAACUGACAAUUAUUAUCCAGUACUGCUAAAACCUUCCAUUUACGGCAUGUUAAAUUUUUUGUCUAUAAUGCAAUAUAUUUAAGAAUAAAGUAUCUGAUUAGACAA
This is a messenger RNA of Melitaea cinxia (Glanville fritillary), 3384 nucleotides long. RefSeq names its product probable ribonuclease ZC3H12B (gene Regnase-1). The record is from RefSeq and is a predicted model, not a curated record. The coding region runs from base 106 to 1830 and encodes 574 amino acids. The transcript is spliced from 4 exons. Gene Ontology annotation, cellular component: nucleus; cytoplasmic ribonucleoprotein granule. Gene Ontology annotation, molecular function: RNA endonuclease activity; mRNA binding; metal ion binding. NCBI's taxonomy places the organism in Eukaryota, Metazoa, Arthropoda, Insecta, Lepidoptera, Nymphalidae.